Pelagomonas calceolata is the source of this 2002-nucleotide messenger RNA. Lineage: Eukaryota; Pelagophyceae; Pelagomonadales; Pelagomonadaceae. The record is from the annotation of a GenBank genome assembly.
GCGCCAUCUCUCGCAAUCAAAAGGCGGUGCUAGACGCUGCCGCCGGCGCAGCACCACCCACCGACGGCCGGGCCGCGUCGAAGAACCGCGUCGGGCAGCCUGCCGUGAACGUAGCGGCGCCGCUGCGCCCGAGAACCAUCAAGCCAUGCCGUCCGCGGGCGACCAGAUCAACGAGCUCCUCGAGGACGAGACGAGGCGGAGCUUCCCGGACCCGAACUCGAAGAAGGCCCGGGCGCGGCGCCGCCGCCAGCGGCUCUACGGCCUGGGCAGCGACGCGCGGUUCCCGCGCGUCCGCCGCGGCGAGGCCCAGGCGUUGGCGGCUUUCGCGCAGGCGGCGCGCCUGCCCGGCGCCGCCUCGCAGCUGAGCCACGCCGCGCGGCCCUGCGACCACCACGACACCUACGAGCACGACGCCUGGUACCGCAUGAGCUACUGGGAGCCGUCCGCGCACCGCGCGACGGCCGCCCCGGAUAGGGUGUUCGUCGGCACGGCCGGCGCGCGGCACCGGGGCGGCGUCGGCCUGGCGCGGCGGGAGCCCUGGUACGGCCCUGGUACCGGCGCGGCCUCGGACGCGCCCUCGACGGACCUCUUCGCGGACGCGGUGCGCUACGGCUACGACGGCGCGCGGCGGCGGCGCCACUACCAGCAGUUCCGGGGGUCGGCGCCGGGCAAGACCCUGGACGACACCUGCCCCGCCUACCUGCGCGGGAACACGACGCUGCGCGCGGAGUGGGCGCCGCCGCUGCGCGGCGCGCCUCCGAAACCCGGCGGCACCUGGGGCGCGACGCCGCGGCUCUGGCCCGAGAACGCGAGCUACCCGUCGGGCUUCAAGGGCACGUCCCAGGGCCAGCGGCCCUCGUCGUCGUGGUACCGCGGCCAGACGACGGUCGCCGAGACGGCGACGGCGCGCGACGGUGACGACGGCGCCGCGGCCUGGCUCGACCCGCGCGUCAAGCGCGUCUGCGAGCUGGAGCGCCGGUCCCAGAGCCGCCUGAAGCGGGCGGCGCGGCUCGAGAAGGCGUCCCUGAGAUCGGCGCUCGUGGGCGGCUCGGUCCAGUCGGGCGGCACGGUCCUGACGUACCGCCCCUCGACGUCGUACCUCCCGCGCAAGGAGGAGGAGGACGCGUCGACGGGCCGCGAGGUCCUGGUACGGCACAGCGGGCCGCAGACCAUCCUGAUCGCGCCGGGCCUGACGUGCGCGGACCAGGUCUCCGACGCGGACGUCUUCCGCUUCGACCUGAAGUGGCAGGAGCUGGGCCGCUUGUACCGGGACGUGCUCUUCGACAAGGCGACGAAGGAGCCGCCGCGGGCCUUCGACGACCUGCUGGCGAAGCUGCGGGAGGCGGCCGCGGGGCCGCGCGUCGCGCGCGAGACCUUCCUCGAGACGCUGAGCGUGGCCGUCCCGGGCAUGUCGAAGGGCCGCGCGAAUUUGCUGUUCUCGGUCUUCGCGCCGCCGGCGGCGCGCGAGGCCGAGUACGCCCUGAUCCUGGCGCCGCUGCGCUGCGUCUCGCACGGCUGGGACGCGGCCGAGUGCCUCGCCGAGCUCUGGGCCUCCUUCACGAGCGAGGACCCGCGGAAGAGCACGGCGCGCAAGGUCCGCGACGCGCUGACGUGCUGCGCGCGGUCGGCGGGCGACGCCGAGGACAUGCAGGCGCUGCUGCCCGCGGUGAUCGGCGCGCUGACGCGGCAGGUCGUCCUCCGGGGCGACGCCCCGACGGACGACGGCGGCGAGGAGGCGCUCGCGGCCGACGGCGUCUUCGGCGUCGCGCCGCCGGCCCCGGACGACUUCCGGGCGGCGCUCGCCGCGGCGCCGGCGGCGGUCGAGGCCUUCGGGCGGCAGCUCGCGGCGGCGCGCGCCUUCGUGACGGGGGCCGACGCGGCGGACGCGGGGCCGCCCGGCCCGUCCGUCGCGCGGCGCGUCACGUCGAUGCGCGAGGACCUCAACGCGCGGCUGCACAACGUGAGCACGUCGAUGCGCGCGCCGACGGGCAUGAGGAGCUAA